AUUAAUUCAAUUCGUGCGAUCAUGUCGAACCUAUCGGUUGUGCUAUUGUUUUUCCAAGCUAUUUGUUUUACAAUAGUUUCGAGUCAGGACUAUCCUUAUCAAGUGUACGUUACUGCAGGAGGAUUUACGUGCGGUGGAACUCUUAUUGCGAAUGAUAUAGUUGUCUCAGCCAUCCUUUGCGCGGACUUUAACAAUAAUUUCAAUGUUAACAAUAAUGAUGCUUUCAAUGUUAACAAUAAUGACGCUUUCAAUGUUGUUGUUCGCUCGGGAAGUUCAGAAACCGAAACAACCGCAACAACCUAUCAAGUUUCUGAUGAUCUUGCCUUGUUUAAGUUAGAUCCUCCGAUUUCAUUUAACGAAUUUGUUCAGCCUAUCCCGAUAGCAGAUCGUAACCCCAUCGCAGGUGAUAGUUGUGUCGUACCCGGCUGGGUGGAAACAGACGACGCCAUUUCAAUCGAUGUCCAAUUGACAAAUGUUGUUAUCCUCGCUAAACCCGUAUGCCAAUCAUUGUCGCUGAUUCCUCUAUUAAAUUUACAACGUUUGUGUGUCUUGAACGUCGGUGCUUGCGUGAAUGAUUUAGGCGCACCAUUGGUCUGUAAUGGAAAACUUUCUGGCGUUAGUGUAGGGACUAGUGGAUGUGUUGCCGGGGUGCCUCAAGUUUAUGCAGACGUUGAUGCUAUUCGAGCUUUGCUUGCAGCCGCCAACCUAUGACAUGCCGGAUUCAACAUUUCUUGGAGUUUCUUGAAUGUUUGAAUGUGGGGGAUUGUCUCAGUCAAUAUGAAUGUUUGUCAAAACUUUCUUUUUGAAACAUUAAAUGUACAACUUCUCGUUCGA
Messenger RNA from Bradysia coprophila, 834 nucleotides. Its product is annotated as trypsin-2-like. Gene Ontology annotation, biological process: proteolysis. Lineage: Eukaryota; Metazoa; Arthropoda; Insecta; Diptera; Sciaridae. Gene Ontology annotation, molecular function: serine-type endopeptidase activity. The record is from RefSeq and is a predicted model, not a curated record.